Ceraceosorus bombacis is the source of this 776-nucleotide messenger RNA. The record is from the annotation of a GenBank genome assembly. Lineage: Eukaryota; Fungi; Basidiomycota; Exobasidiomycetes; Ceraceosorales; Ceraceosoraceae.
AUGGCGAGCUAUGUCCUCUCUCCAGCAGCUCACUUCACGCUUCUAGCGCAUGUCGGACUCCAUCCGACAUCGGCAGUCCUAGGCCUAUUGCUCGCAUCAUCGAGUACCUCGAGCGAGUCUGUAGAAGUCACACGCGCACUGCCAUUAGUGCAUCACUGGACCGCUCUGACGCCUCAACUUGACGUGUCCAUCGCACUGGCAAUACAGCAUGUCAAAAAGACCGGAUUGAAAAUUGUGGGAUUGUAUGCUGCAAACGAGGCGACUGGAGAUGAGCUUUCGCCGAUGGUGGAACGCAUAGCAAAGGCCUUGGCUAGCAGUACUCAGCAAGCCGAUGUGCUGGUCGCAGUGGUGAGUCGAGAUCAAAAGAUGGUUGCACGCGGCGGGGGAAAGCUGGCCUACAUGCAGUGUAAAGUCUAGAGCCGCUUGCUGACCACGCAGAAUCUUCCAGCUCAAGCCCAGAGCGCUUCCAUCAGGUGCUCACCUGACAGGCUACCGAGUAAGCGCUUCAAACACCGGAUCGAAGCAACUGGGCCUGAAUGCAAUCGAUACGGGCGCAGAGACGCGCACAGUGUCGAUUUUGAGGAGGUUACAGGCAGGCACUCAAGAUGCCAAGAUCGCUGCGAGCGACUGGGAUGGUCAGUACACGUCGGCUGGAGCUUAUCCUUCUUCAACGCUGACUCGGCCUUGUCCUGGUUUGUUGCUUCACAGACCAUCUGGAGGACACGUCGAUUGAUUGGCUGGCGCCUCUUCCUACAGAAGUGACUGCCGGCUUGUAA